Molecule: messenger RNA, 3274 nt
Organism: Balaenoptera ricei (Rice's whale)
Lineage: Eukaryota; Metazoa; Chordata; Mammalia; Artiodactyla; Balaenopteridae
Gene: CLDN1
Product: claudin 1
Exons: 4
Coding region: 206-841 (211 amino acids)
Biological process (GO): bicellular tight junction assembly; cell adhesion
Cellular component (GO): bicellular tight junction; plasma membrane
Molecular function (GO): structural molecule activity
Source: RefSeq, a predicted model, not a curated record
AAGUAGCCGCGGCUUCUCGCCUACCAACUCCAGCGCCAACCCGGACCCGGACCCAGAGCUUCUCCAGCGGUGACGCAGGGAGCAGGGCUCCCCGCAGUAACUUCCUCCGCGCAGCUCCGCCACCCCCGGGAGUCCCGGGGCGCACCUGCAAACUCCCGCUUGUGCAACGGCCGCCCCCGAGCCGGUGCGGGAGCCCGAGCGAGCCAUGGCCAACGCGGGGCUGCAGCUGCUGGGCUUCAUCCUGGCUUUCCUGGGCUGGAUUGGCUCCAUCGUCAGCACGGCGCUGCCCCAGUGGAGGAUUUGCUCCUACGCUGGCGACAACAUCGUGACGGCCCAGGCCAUCUACGAGGGGCUUUGGAUGUCCUGCGUGUCGCAGAGCACCGGGCAGAUCCAGUGCAAAGUCUUCGACUCCUUGCUGAAUCUGAACAGCACUCUGCAAGCAACCCGCGCCUUGAUGGUGAUUGGCAUCCUGCUGGGACUAGUAGCCAUCUUUGUGGCCACUGUCGGCAUGAAGUGUAUGAAGUGCCUGGAAGACAACGAGGUACAGAAGAUGCGGAUGGCUGUCAUUGGGGGCGUGAUCUUUCUUAUUUCAGGUCUGGCUAUUUUAGUUGCCACAGCAUGGUAUGGCAAUAGAAUUGUUCAAGAAUUCUAUGACCCCAUGACCCCGGUCAAUGCCAGGUAUGAAUUUGGUCAGGCUCUCUUCACUGGCUGGGCUGCUGCUUCCCUCUGCCUUCUGGGAGGUGCCCUACUUUGCUGCUCCUGUCCCCGGAAAACAACAUCUUACCCAACACCAAGGCCCUAUCCAAAACCUGCACCUUCCAGUGGGAAAGACUACGUGUGACACAGAAGCAAAAGGAGACAACCCUGUUGGAACAAUCAGAAAAUGAACAUUGAAAUACUGUCAUUGGCAUUAAGAUGUUAGAUUUUGACUAUUGUAGUCUGAACUGUGGUAUUACCAAAAAAACAUAUUUUGUUAAAUACCCAUUGCUAAAAAUGACUUAGUCUUAUUUUAUCUCCUUUCCUCAAUAUAAGAGGGAAGCCUUUUCUAUUUGUAUUACUGCUUCCCACUGAGUCAUCAUCUCAAAUGUGGGGAGAGGGCAUUCCUUAAAUAUAUAUAGGUAUGUACAUGUACAUAUUUUUCUAUAAAAAAGUUAGGUAGUAAAACCUCAUUAUGUUGGUACCAGCAUUCUUAAAAUAUAUCUAAAAGAAGAAAAAUAUAUUUAUAUUGAUUAAAUAAGUAGUUUAUUUGGUAUUCUUCUCUUCUUUCUUUAUGUAUACAUAUAUAAUAUGUCAAAUAUCAUUUACCCUCCUUCAUCAGCUUUUAAUGUCUUUCACAGAAGACCUGACCUACUUUACCAAGUAUGAAUUAUUUCAGUUCUUCACAUGUGCCCUUUUCAUAUGUUUGUAUCAUAUUUUUUUUACCAUGAUCUUAUAGCACUUACUCUGUCACCAUUCAGUCAUUCUUCAUGACUUUGUUUUUUGUGAGAUUGGGCUUAACUCUAGAUUCUGAUAACACAUUUAUAUGCCUACAGUUUAAUUCCUAAAGUCAAUAAGAAUCUCUUACAGACCAGAGUUUUGGGAGCAGAUCUUUCUGUGUGACCAGAUGGUAUAUUCCUGUUGACCUUCCCAUAUGCUCCCUGUACUCUGACCUGUAACACACUUGUUUGCUUUGAAAAUAUUUGUCCCCUUGAGGAGCUGUGUGCUGCUUUCCCAAGUGUUGUGACACAAUUCUAUUGAUUGAAUUUUUUGACCUACUUAUUCACAGUUGUAUAUCCUCCCAAACUACCUUUUUCUUGUCCCCUUCCUCAAACUGUAUUGUUUUCUCAUAUAGUUUACCUCGUCCCAGAGAAGGAUGGCCUUUUUGUCUGAAUGAAGUGCUAGACCUUCUGUAGUGACAACCUGAUGACAGAUAUUCUCUCUGUAGCUGUAAGCAAGUCACUUAAUUUUUCUCCUCUUUUCCCAUCUGUCAAAUUGAGAUAAUGAUACUUAACCAGCUGCUAGAGUGGUGUAAGUAUUAAUUAGUUGAUAUUAUGCUCAUUCUUUGAACAUGAAGUAUGCCUAAGUAGUGUCUCUGUUUGCUAAAUUGUCUGUUAAGAAGUCAUUGAACCAAACCUAGACACAGGCAUCUCAUUGCUCGGCACCUUCCUUUCUCCACAGACCUGUUUCCUUCCUUUCAACGGUGGCCACCAUGCUGUUGGUGCUCUGUUCCGUUUUAACAAUUGCCCUUAGUUUUCCAGUCUGUGGAAAAUGCUCCUUCACUCGAGCAAGAUGAUGUAAUGGGAAGGGUGUUGACUUCGGUGUCUGGAGACCUGAUGUGAGUCUUGGUGCUAUCAAUUACAGUGUGAGUUUGGGCAGGGCACUUGGUUGCCCUAGAUUUACUGCUUCACUUAUAAAAAGAGGAUUGUACUUCCUGACCUGCCUACCUCUCAGGGCUUUUGUGGGGAUCCAGUGAGAUGGGAUACAUGUAAGUGUGAUUUUGUGAGGUAAAAAGUAUUAUACUAGGGGAAAGAAUUAAGGAAUUUAAGUGCAUAGGUUUUGGAUUACUUUUCAAAUGACUGAAAAGAGACAAUUUGUAAGCAAUAGGUUUCUUGCUUUAACCAACCUCUCAAGUGAUGAGACACUAAAGUGAAUUUCAGAUUACUAAGUGAAAAGGAUUCUGGGGCAGUCUUAAUUUUCUUCAGUCACUAUGGCCUGAUGCUUUUUGUGGCUAAGCUUUUCUCCUUUCAGGAAUGCGGACUUGACCUAGGACAAGUUUGCAGAUGUAAUGGGUGGAACAGGGUACAUGUUGGCAAACCAAAGAAUGGAAGAUUUUUUUUCUUUUAGUAACUUGCAAAGGUAUACAAGGUGGAUAUCUGUUCUGCAAUGUCAUCAGAGGUGUUGCUAUUAGCUGGCAGCUAACACUGCUAAAUUAGGUAGUUUGGGAAUGUAACUCAUAGUGAAACCGUAUAGGGGAUAUUAUCCAAAGGACUCCAUCAUAUGAUUUGAACCUAGUAAAUUUUAGUGUGUCUUCCAAACCUGAAAGUCUGUGCUCCUAGAAUGUAUAAUUCAAAGAACUGCUACCUACAUAGAUCCUAGUGAUGGGCAAGUAUAAAUACAUGUGGUUACUAGUUGCUAAAGUCUGAAAUCUAUAGUCCAAAAUGGCCAACAGAAUGGUUACACCAAAAUUUAUCUAAUUUUGAUAUUUUUGUACUCUGCUACCAUACCUGGAAACAGACAAAUAGGUAUUUUGGGGUUUUGUAAUGGGAAUUGUAUAAAGUGUUACUCUUUUUCAAUA